GGAGGUGGUGCGGCCAGGCCCAGCUGCAGGGCGGAGGCGGAGGAGAGGCCUGCGGCGGCAGGAGCGGCCGGGCCGGGAGCGGGCGCCGGAUCCGAGCCGAGCCGGAACGGGCGGCCAAGGCCGGCGCGGCGAGCAGCAACCAUGUCGGUGUUUGGGAAGCUGUUCGGGGCUGGCGGGGGAAAGGCCGGCAAGGGCGGCCCGACCCCCCAGGAGGCCAUCCAGCGGCUGCGGGACACUGAGGAGAUGCUAAGUAAGAAGCAGGAGUUCCUGGAGAAGAAAAUCGAGCAGGAGCUGACGGCCGCCAAGAAGCACGGCACCAAAAACAAGCGCGCCGCCCUCCAGGCGCUGAAGCGCAAGAAGAGGUAUGAGAAGCAGCUGGCACAGAUCGACGGCACGCUGUCCACCAUCGAGUUCCAGCGGGAGGCCCUGGAGAACGCCAACACCAACACCGAGGUGCUCAAGAACAUGGGCUACGCCGCCAAGGCCAUGAAGGCUGCCCACGACAACAUGGACAUCGAUAAAGUCGAUGAGUUGAUGCAGGACAUUGCUGACCAGCAGGAGCUUGCAGAGGAGAUUUCCACAGCUAUCUCUAAACCUGUAGGCUUCGGAGAAGAAUUUGACGAGGAUGAACUCAUGGCUGAAUUAGAAGAGCUAGAACAGGAGGAGCUAGACAAGAAUUUGCUGGAAAUCAGUGGACCCGAAACAGUCCCUCUACCAAACGUUCCUUCUAUAGCCCUACCAUCAAAACCCAGUAAGUACCGCUUACCUGGACUGGGCCAGACCAAAGCCAGGAGCCGGGAGUCUUAUUCAGCCAAGAAGAAGGAAGAGGAGGACGACGACAUGAAGGAAUUGGAAAACUGGGCCGGAUCCAUGUAACUGGGCCAGCUCAGCUGGGCCCAGACAGACUCUGAUGGCCUGUGCAGCGGGCAGGCGUGUGCGUGUGGGGGCAGGCACGGCGUGGUGCAGGCCAGCUCCACCAUUCUUGAAUCUCACUCCAAAGCAGUAGGGCUGCAUCGCUGCUCACCCUCACAUCGCAUGGCCUGCACCCCACGGGACGGGCAAGGGAGGGGGGCGGGCGGGUGGGAGGUGCCUGCUGUUUAUAAUGUUCAAUUUCUGUAAAAUAAACUGUAUUUGCAAAUCCAA
Molecule: messenger RNA, 1143 nt
Organism: Ochotona curzoniae (black-lipped pika)
Lineage: Eukaryota; Metazoa; Chordata; Mammalia; Lagomorpha; Ochotonidae
Gene: CHMP4B
Product: charged multivesicular body protein 4B
Exons: 6
Coding region: 142-876 (244 amino acids)
Biological process (GO): vesicle budding from membrane; late endosome to vacuole transport via multivesicular body sorting pathway
Cellular component (GO): ESCRT III complex; multivesicular body; cytoplasmic side of plasma membrane
Source: RefSeq, a predicted model, not a curated record